AUGGACCGAAAAAGGAGCGCCAGUUUUGCCCUUGACCAAACACCGACGCAAAGUAGACCAGGCAAUCCACCAGAUAAUGCACAAUCACAUGAACCAAACGGUUCAGGACACAGCGCUACUCCUGGGGAUGUUAUCGGUGAAACACAAACCUCCGACCGUCUGCGUCGUCUUUUGGACCAUUUGCCACAGUCACAGCAACCACAGUCAGGUGCAGCCGCAGCUCCAGACGAUUCCCAAGUUAUUAACCAGAAAUCCGAACAGAUUCAACAGCAGGAACAGGAUUUAGGGGAUGUAGAGCAGAGGCGAGCCAUGGAGUUGCUUCGGUCUAUGGAUGACGACGCCGACAGUGGAGGGAAAGUAAUUGUCUGCUCGGCCCCAGAUGCAGGCGGCGAAAAGGGCGACCUUGGUACCUGCGUCGUACCUCUCUCUGAUGCUUUGCCUGAUGGGCAACAGUGUUUAGCCCAUCGAACCCGCGGCUCCGAGGGUGAGGGUUCAACGGAGACUCCAGACGCUGCGGAUUCUGCGAUAAGGCCUUCGACGGCAAGAGCUACAGCACCUGUCGUUAAUGUGGCAAAUUUAAAUACGGAUGAUUCGUACAUAGCUGAGCUCACUAUGAGAGCCCAAGAGAGUGAACGCGAGGAUGUGUUGAAGGAACUGGCGUCCUAUCCAGAGUUAGAAUUUUUACGGCGUGAAUAUGAAAAGCUUCAUCAGGCCCUUAAGGCCUCUCAAAAAAAUGAAAUGGAGCUCAAAGCAAAAUGUAUGGAUCUGAGCAGUGCUCUGCAAGCUAACGCGCUGCAGGUGCAUGCAGCACUUAAAGAAGCCAGCGGAGAAGAGGAAACAAUCAAGAGGCUGAAGCGAGACUUAAGUGCUUCAUUGAUAGAAGUUGCUAACGGGAAGGCCCGGGAGGCCGCGGAAACAAAGGCAGCAAAUCAACUUCGUGCCCAGAUUGAAGAACUUUACAAGAGAAUAGACGAAGAAGAACAACGUUCUUUACAGCAAAAUGCCCGGUUGAACGAACUGCUGCAAGAGAGAGACAAACUACAAUCAAGUCUGCAGGAGCUUUACACUACUCAAGAGCAGCUGCAGGAUCGACGCGCUGCUGCUGAUGAAGAGGCAAAGAAAAGGGAGAGGCUAGAAAGACAACUAAAGCAAAACAAAGCACACUUCGAGCAGCAGCAACAAGAACUCGCCAAGAAGCAGGCAGAUCUGGCUCAGUCAGAGGAACAAAUAGCUGCGCUUCAGCAGCAACUGGCCAUGACGCAGCAACAGGUCCAGCAGGAGGUACAGGAAUCGCAAGAAAUCCAGAGGCGCAUAGCUCCAUGUUUGAUUUCUACAUUAGUAUCCAGACGCGACGUUGAGGGUCUGCAGCAAACGGAGCUUCGUUUGAACGACCAGAUCUACAAAAACAGCCGUCUAAAGGCUGCAAACGACUUCCUCCGAUGUAGGGAAAGAGAAGCUGAGCUUAAGUCAAAGCAAGAAGAGAUCGAGAAAAUGCGAACGGAGAAAAAUCUUUUAAACGCUGACGCCAAUGCAAAGAAGCAUGCUGACCACGCCAAGAGACAACUAACUCACUGCGAGCAUCUUGAAAAGGAAGUUGAUGGGUUCCGGCGGGAAUGCCAACAACUGCAGCAGAAAGUUGAGACGCUGGAAGCAGAAAGGGAUCGCUAUGGCCACACUCUAAACAAAAGCAACCAGAAGUGUGGCACUACCACAGCUCACAUUAUCAAUCUCCCUGGAAUAAUUCCUGAAGGCAUUAUUAAGUUGUUCCUCGCCAUGACAUCGCAGUACUUGGAGAGCCUCGAACAGCUCAAAAAUGAGGAGCUUAGAGUGGCGGAUCUGCAGCGGUCUAUUGGGGAACAGCAGUCAAAGCUUGCUGCACAAAAGACCUUGUACGAGGCUAUAUUGGCAGAGAGGGACAUGCUGGGGACUCAGCUACUCAAGCGAAAUCAAGAGCUAUCUCUCCUCUACGAAAAGGUGAGAAUCCAAGAGUCAACGCUUGCCAAGGGAGAAGCCCAAUACAAGGAGCGACUGAAGGAAAUUAAGGAGUGGAGCCGGCAGUGCCUGGCGUUUAGGCGGGAGCUUCGCAACCUUGAAGGAGGUGUUGCUGAAGUGGAGUCACUAAAGCGAGAAAUCCUGCAACUGCAAAAGGAGUUACUGCAAGGUGCACCUCUUGCGAGAAAAGAUUGUCGGACGAAGGUCAGGGCACUCACUGAGGCCCUGGCAACGCCGAUGAACGUGCACAGAUGGAGACGGCUCGAAGGGACCGACCCUGCCAAGGUUGAACUAGUGAAAAAAAUCCAGUCUUUGCAGAAGCGGCUCAUCGCAAAAACUGAGGAGGUUAUUGAGAGGGAUCUGCAAAUUCAGGAGAGGGAAAAACUCUGUGUGCAGCUAAAGGUCACGUCGAAGAGAGACGAGAUUGAAAGACUUCACAAAGAGCUUGAGGUGUCUACACUUAAUCACCUGAUAGUCAUAGUAGAUGGUUUCAGGAGCCGCUGCUUCCCAAAGCCGUUGUUAAACUCUGCAUGCAGUGUAUUUUUCGUGCAGGCAGUAAAAUGUUGCUACAUGGAAGAGAAGAGGAACGAAUCUAGGGAGCAGCAGAAGCAGCAACACUUGCAACAGCGACAGACGACGGGAGAUGUAUCAAGGACGGACACUUUCUUUUCGUCCAGCACCUUCGAAUUCCUCACCGGAAAUAUGUCAAGCGUCUAA
This is a messenger RNA of Eimeria acervulina, 2709 nucleotides long. Its product is annotated as Flagellar associated protein, related. Lineage: Eukaryota; Apicomplexa; Conoidasida; Eucoccidiorida; Eimeriidae. Gene Ontology annotation, cellular component: cytoskeleton. The record is from RefSeq and is a predicted model, not a curated record. The transcript has 19 exons. The coding region runs from base 1 to 2709 and encodes 902 amino acids.